This is a messenger RNA of Daldinia caldariorum, 1866 nucleotides long. RefSeq lists its product as uncharacterized. Lineage: Eukaryota; Fungi; Ascomycota; Sordariomycetes; Xylariales; Hypoxylaceae. The record is from RefSeq and is a predicted model, not a curated record. The transcript has a single exon. The coding region runs from base 72 to 1520 and encodes 482 amino acids.
CACACAGUUUCGUAUCUAAAGUUAGGGGUUUCUUCAAUGAUGGUGAAGUGCCACCUGGUACUAAAGGCAACAUGCAACCAAUGAGUGGAAGCUCGCUCAAUGUGCUCAAGCCAUUGGAACUACACGGCCCUGUGCAGCAACCAAAGGCUAGUCCCUCGCAUUGCUCAUCACUACAAACCAGUUUCUACAAAAGUGACCGAUAUAAAGCCUUAAAAGAUAACAAGGCAACCGAAGUCUACAUGGCCAGCACCGGUGAGAAGGGUGAUGGAUCGGAUAAGGGGGACUUAUCAAGGCGCGUUACUAUGGACGGUAUUGUUAAAAAACACGAGUUGCGCAGAGUGGGCGAAAUCGACCGAGAGGGCAAGCGCAAGAUAAGCGACCUUGAAAGAGCUCAUAACGCACCUAAUCUCUUGCAGCUGCACAGUCAGGCCGUCGAAGCUGGCUACGAAAAUAUUUCUGACCGUAUGGACAACGAUCCUGAGUGGGGAGGAAACCUCGGACACUGGGUAAUUGAUACCAUAGCAGAAGCUCGUUCCACACAUCAGUCUGAUGAAUUUCGCCCUUCUUCAAUCGCAAACAUUAUUGACAAUUGGGAAGCGUUUGACGAUUUCGAUGGUGUUUUCGCAUUAUCCGAUAAGGACAGCCAGAAAAUGAAUGCAUCUCGCACAACACCUCUACAAAAGUCAGUCAAUUACGAACUGCAUUACCCGUUGACUAUCGACGACGAAACGAUAUAUCCCGCCGACCUUAUCAUAUCCGAUAUUCCAGCUGACGCCCGCGCUGAGUCCCGACCCAUCACCGAGAGCAAUCCGCUGUCUACGAUGGCCCUGCAGAAACAAUCAUCUGCUCCCCAAUCCGAGCCGGAGAAACCCAGUGUUUCGUUCCAGGAAGGUGCCGAAAACAACGAUGGAGCUACCUCGAAGCCUGGAAAAGCAGCCGAGCAGACAUCUCCCGCUGACCCACCUCACCAUCCCGACUGGCCAUGCCCUAGAUGUGGCUUCUCGAACUUCGCGAGACGAACGGCCUGCAUGCAAUGCUGGCUGGAACGCGACGAACUGCUAGGCAGUUCAAGCCAGCGGGACCGCCACGUUACGUUCGCGAAGCCCAAGAAGUUCGAGGGCAAAUACGCUUCAGCCAUGAAAGGCUACGAUGCGUCCCUCGUCGACGCAUCGCUCAUCCCCGAACCGCUCAGCCUCAAGUCCUGCCUCAAGAAGGCCCCUCGCAAGGACACGGGAAAGGAGGAUAAGAAGACGCAGCCCAACUCCAACCCCAACCCCAAUCCCAAUCCUCGUGGCUUCGGUGGACCCGCUUCUGGUCGGAAGCAAGAAGCUACUACUACUACUACCACUACUGCGCCUAAGGAGGCCGACCAGACCGCCGCCGAUAUCUCACUGGAAGAGGACGAGAUUAUUCAGAAGAUGGAGAGAAUCGUGGUCGAGCUGUGCGACAACAAGGAGAUCGUGCGAGGCGCAGUGGAGGGAAUGAUCAAGAUCAGAGAGCAACUCGAGAAAGAGGACUAAAGCUAAAGACUAAGCCGUUAGGCAGUCUUACAAGAAGCAAGCUUCAAACAUUCUCCUAGAUCUGCGAGAUGAGCCGCGUUGCCUUUGCGACUUUUCGAGAUGGAGAGCUAGGAGAUGAGGAGGAGGAGACGCCAGGGUAUGGCAAGGAGAUGGGAAAAGGAGAGAUGACACGAGGACGAGAAAAGCCGGCUAGAGCUCGUACUUAUCAUGUAAAGGGGAAUUCUAUACCUCUUUUCUUUUAUUGUUUUUUUUCUUCUAUUCUAUUCUCACUUGAGGUUCUAAGUUCAACCUUUCUUUUCCAAUCUUGUACAAUAACAGAGAAACACCAAAAAAGGGACAGGUUACG